AUGACUCUCAAGUUCAACUCAAACACCCGCCGGGUAUUACUCAUAGCGUUCAUUGGCAUUACGAUUCACUCUAUCCUCAGCUACACACACGAGGAGUAUGGCCGCGUCACAUCCCUCCAAAACAUGAAACUAGACCUCUCCUGGGGUUCCCAGUCCGGCUACCAGACCCCUGUUGCAAUGAACGACCACGAGCAAGGGGUAGGGACACCCACCGACCAACACGAGGCUGCCCUAAUGGCCCAGCACAAGGCGAACGCGACGAUUCUCAUGCUCGCGCGGAACGGUGACGUCGACAGCGCAGUGCGCAGUGCGAUGCGGCUGGAGGACAAGUUCAACAGCAAGUUUAGGUAUCCGUGGGUGUUCCUGAAUGAGGAGCCUUUCUCGGACGAGUUCAAAUUGCGCAUCGGCAAUGUCGUCAGUGGUGAAGUGAAGUUUGGCCAAAUCCCGCGGGAGCACUGGUUCCAGCCCGACUGGAUUGAUGAAGAGUAUGCCAAAGCCAGCCGCGACGAACUGGUCAGCAAAAACGUCAUUUAUGGAGGUAGCGUCUCUUACCGGAACAUGUGUCGAUUCAACUCUGGUUUCUUCUUCCUGCAUCCGCUCUUGCAGGAGUACAAGUGGUAUUGGCGCGUUGAACCGGACGUCACUUUCCCCUGCCACAUCGACUACGACCCUUUCCAGUACAUGGAGACGCAUAACAAGACUUACGGCUUCACGAUCACGCUGCCCGAGUACGUAGAGACCAUCCCGACGCUCUGGGACGCGACGAAAGAGUUCACUGCAGAGCAUCCCGAAUACGUCGCGCACGGUAACUCAAUGGGCUACCUGUCCGAGAACAAUGGCGACUCGUACAAUAACUGUCACUUCUGGAGCAACUUUGAGAUCGCAGACAUGGACUUCUGGCGAGGCGAAGCUUACAUGAAGUACUUCGAGCACCUGGACUCGAAAGGCGGUUUUUACUAUGAGCGCUGGGGCGAUGCACCCGUACACAGCAUCGCGGCGGGACUCUUCCAGGGCAAGGACAAGAUCCAUUUCUUCGACGAUAUCGGAUACGGGCAUGCCCCCUUCACGCACUGCCCGCACGACGACGGCGCGUGGGCGCGCGGCAAGUGCAGCUGUAACCCCGAGAAGAGCUUCGACUACGAGGGGUGGUCGUGUCUGAAGCGAUGGGAGCGGAUAUUCGAGUGA
Molecule: messenger RNA, 1185 nt
Organism: Dichomitus squalens LYAD-421 SS1
Lineage: Eukaryota; Fungi; Basidiomycota; Agaricomycetes; Polyporales; Polyporaceae
Product: glycosyltransferase family 15 protein
Exons: 9
Coding region: 1-1185 (394 amino acids)
Biological process (GO): cell wall mannoprotein biosynthetic process; protein N-linked glycosylation
Cellular component (GO): Golgi apparatus; membrane
Molecular function (GO): alpha-1,2-mannosyltransferase activity
Source: RefSeq, a predicted model, not a curated record